CAAGCAUUGUUUACGUUGUCAGAGUCUGCAGAGUUUUGUUGUUGUUAUUUGUGGGUUGUUUUUUUUUAUUCGCUAGCAGCACCCUGUUAACAUCAAGUCUUAUCUUGAUUGUUUAGUUAUGCUUGUUUUGCAGUGAACUGUCAGUGUAAGUGUCUCUGCUUGUUACCAAUAUUUAUAAACGCUUCCCCUCAGCAUAGCUUAGCGUUAGCCGGGCAGCUAACUAAGCUGAUGACGAGGUAAAAAUGGCGGAUCUUUCGAAAUCCAACCCCGGCCUGAAAUAGUAACGCAGCCAGCAAAACAGCUUGUCGCUUUUUUUCUCUCGCUCUUUGCCCCAGUCAGGACCACUUCUGGGCAUUUAUAAAAUAAACGAGUGCAACUCAGCACAGUUUUCUUUUGAUGGCUUUCACCUGGGGACGUGAAGAGAUUCAGCUCAGUCAGCUCUGCGUGUGAAUGUGGUAUGGAGUGGGUAGGGUUCAUAUGUGCGUUUCGGUGGCUUAAUGUUGAGUAGAGUGCAGCAGGACAAAGAUACGGCAGAGAUGAUCGUUGCGGCCUAGCAUCAGCUGUCUGCUUCAGUCAAAAUCAGCACAAGUCAAACGUUACUCAUUCCCACCUCCUUAUUUAUUACAUCUCACGUAAUUACUGAAGUCAUUUACAGGAUUAACAGAAAGCUGAGAGUUUGCAAGCAUGGAUGUAGUGUCACCAGAGCUCAACAGCCUCCUCCCAGAUGAGAUCAUGGAUACUGAGGAUAUAGAGGAUGUUCCUCACUCUCAACCUGGCACCACUGCAGUCCACUCAGAGCCCAGUGAUGAUGCAUCGGUCCCAAUGGAAACUGAUACACCCGUGGCUUCAGAGAACGUGAGCCUCUGUUCAGAUGCCGUUUUAACCGAACCCACUAAGGCUAUGACCACCUCCACGGCCACAGACUCCAUGCUUAGUGCCAGCCCCAGAAGUCCGCCUCCUGUCUCAAAUUCCAGCACAUCGUCUCCUCUUCUUACCAUCAAACCAGCCUUGGCUACUUCGACAACCACAACCAAAACCACAGACAGUGUUACUGGAACUAGUGUGACUACAAGUGGAUUACAGAAGCUCACAACUCCAUUUACAAUCUCUCCUGCAAAUCGCCAGAUUAUUCUCAAUAAGGUGGCUUCUCAAGCCUCAGAAGCAGCAAAGUCUGCAGGUAAUCCACCCCAGGUCAUCAAGCAGGAUGGACAGAAACUUUUGGUUACAGCUAUAGGAAAAUCGGGGCAGCCUAUAGUGCUUCAGUUACCCCACACAGGCAGCAAGCCUGGCAUUUCACAGACUGCCGGAGACACCAAGUCUCAAGCGCCGCAGUUUAAAGUGGUGACUAUAGGUGGGAGGUCAGACCUGAAGCCAGUGGUGGGCAACCAGGUGACCACAUUACAGACCCAGCAGCUGAAGACUGUCCAGAUUGCCAAGAAGACACCAGCAUCCUCAGCUGCACCGAUCAAGUUUAUCAUCACAAAAACUGUUAACAGCAAAGGUAUAAGUGCCCAGACAUCAAUGCCUCCUGUGAUCACAGGACGGGUUCUGACCCAGAGUUCACCAGUGAUGCCCCCGAGGACCAUUACUCUCUCUGAGCCCCACAACACUAAUUUACAAAGUAUCCCUGGCAAAAAGAUUGCCAUUUCCCCUCUCAAGACUCCCAGCAAGGUGACUGUGGUGUCUGUGGCUUCCCCGACCUCCGGUGCUUCUCAGAAGUCUGUAGCACUGCCUGUGAAUGUAGCACUUGGCCAGCAGAUCCUGACAGUCCAGCAGUCAACAUCUGUAUCUCCAGUCAAGGUGGCCACUAGCCAAUCAACAACGCAGAACAUUAAACCUGUGGCUGUUGGAGGAGUGGGAGGUUCCCAGUUUAAAACAAUCAUACCCCUGGCCACCCAGCCCAACGUGCAGCAGAUCCAGGUGCCUGGCAGCAGGUUCCACUACGUUCGCCUCGUCACAGCAACGACAGCGAGCAGCACAGGACAGCCCAGUGGUCCCAGUACCAGCUCUAUACAGACAGCUAAACCUAUGGUGGUCAGUACAGCAGCGGUCAGGAUGUCUGUCCCAGUUGUCCCAGCACAGACCAUGAAACAGGUGGCACCUAAGCCCUUAACAUCAGGACCACAAGUAGUAACCACCACUCAGACUCAGCAACGUUUGAUCAUGCCUGCGACUCCACUACCCCAAAUCCAGCCCAACUUCACCAACCUCCCUCCAGGCACCGUCCUGACACCAGCUCCAGGAGGAGGGAAUGUGGGUUACGCGGUUGUGCCAGCACAAUAUGUCACACAGAUCCAGCAGCCACCAUUUGUGACACUUGCCAGCAGCUCUAGUUUUUCUGCAUCCACUGGUAUCCAGACUCAGGCCAGAUUGCCUCUUAAUGGUUUGUCAGCAGCAGAAACAACCUCAAGACCAAGAAAACCAUGUAACUGUACCAAGUCACAGUGCCUCAAACUCUACUGUGACUGUUUUGCAAAUGGAGAGUUCUGCAAUAACUGUAACUGCAAUAACUGCUUCAAUAACCUGGAACAUGAAACUGAACGUCUCAAAGCUAUAAAGACUUGUCUGGACCGAAACCCAGAGGCCUUUAAACCUAAAAUUGGUAAAGGCAAGGAGGGAGAGUCGGACCGUCGACACAGCAAGGGCUGCAACUGCAAACGCUCAGGCUGCCUGAAGAACUACUGCGAGUGCUACGAGGCGAAGAUCAUGUGUUCGUCCAUUUGUAAAUGCAUCGGCUGCAAAAACUUUGAGGAGAGCCCGGAGAGGAAGACGCUAAUGCAUUUGGCAGAUGCAGCAGAAGUGAGAGUUCAGCAGCAAACGGCAGCCAAGACCAAACUAUCCUCACAGAUCUCAGAUUUGCUCAUGCGGACGACGCCUGUGAUUUCAAGUGGAAGUGGCAGGCUCCCGUAUACGUUUGUAACAAAGGAAGUGCUUGAAGCAACAUGCGAGUGUCUGCUGGAGCAGGCCAAAAAAGCAGAACAGACUCACCAGCCUCAAGUUGAGGCAGAGAGGAUGAUUCUGGAGGAGUUUGGACACUGCCUCAUGAGGAUAAUCAGCUCGGCAGGGAAAGCCAAAUCAGACUGUGCCUCCAUCAACUGCUAGGCCGAGGCCUGUAAAGGCUCUCCACCCUUAACCCUCCUACCAGCUGUGGAGGCUAAGAGAAUGGAUUACUUUUUGCACUCUGUCCUAGACCCCAGGGUUUCUGGCCUGCAGGGAAACAGGUUGUCUCCUUCAUCAAAAGGCAGAACAAUGAACUGAAGGCAGGCAGAUCCCACCCCCACCCCCCUGCCUUAGCCAAGCUGAGGCCAGCUGGAAUAAUAAAAAACAUGGAGCAGUUGUUUGCACUGUUCACCUAUGCUAACAGAAGGAGAAAUGGACUGACUUUGAAGACGUUACCAUACUUGUCCACCUGAGUGUGAUGCACACAAAUGACUGAACAGGAAUACAAAUGUUCUUUCACUUGAUUUUCUUUUUUUUUUCUCCCCCCCCCUCUCCCCCAAAUUUCCCUUCCAAACCUCUAUCAAAUGUUUCCUUCACAUUUGCUCUUCCAUUUCACUCUGGGGUUUUUUAGGUUUGUUUUGAGGUUUAAAAAAAUGCCUGUAAUUUUAUGUAAUCCGUAUAUUUGUGCUUUCAGUAGACAAAAAAAGAAUAUGUAUCUUUUGAUAUUUAUUUUCACAGGUAUUUGUAAUCAUUGUCAGCGCUAAUAUUGUGUGGCUUCAAAUGCUACAACAUGUUAAUUAUUAACCAAGGCUAGGCUAAAUUGUUUUAAUGAGAAAUAAGUAGAUGCAAUCUUUGGUUUUAUCCUAAAUCCAAAUGUAAGAUGAAUACACACACACACACACACACACACACACGCGCACACACACACACACAGUACAGAAUAGUUGUAACUUGGUUACACUGACAGAGGUUCACAUUUUUCCUGGUGCUGUUUUGUUUUCUUAGUUACAUGCUUACUGUACAUUAAAGACCAAUUACACCCACGUGA
Molecule: messenger RNA, 3988 nt
Organism: Maylandia zebra (zebra mbuna)
Lineage: Eukaryota; Metazoa; Chordata; Actinopteri; Cichliformes; Cichlidae
Gene: lin54
Product: lin-54 DREAM MuvB core complex component
Biological process (GO): regulation of DNA-templated transcription
Cellular component (GO): nucleus
Source: RefSeq, a predicted model, not a curated record